Molecule: messenger RNA, 2442 nt
Organism: Tilletiaria anomala UBC 951
Lineage: Eukaryota; Fungi; Basidiomycota; Exobasidiomycetes; Georgefischeriales; Tilletiariaceae
Exons: 2
Coding region: 365-2245 (626 amino acids)
Biological process (GO): amino acid transmembrane transport
Cellular component (GO): vacuolar membrane
Molecular function (GO): amino acid transmembrane transporter activity
Source: RefSeq, a predicted model, not a curated record
CAUCCAUGUGCACCUUGUCCCACGUGACAGACCCGAGGAUGGAGUUUGAAUUCAGUUACGAACAGCGUGGAUGGCGGCUGCGGGGGGAGUAUGCCAUACAUACCUGCGCACAUGGAUGACUGUGGCGGCGUGUGGAGGAAGCAAGUUGAAUUCCUUCUUGGUGUCAGACGAGCUGAUAACGAUAGCUAGACAAAGAUCAAUAGCCGCUUCUAACUUGUAGAUAUAUUCUCCCCUUGUCUCUGCCAUGCAGAUCGUACCGCGGCGCCUCCCAUCUCUCAGGUAGGCCGCCUUCCAUCCCCUGCCAUCCCCCCCACCGCCAGCUAGGCCAGAAUCGCCCAUCAACGCUGCCCCACCCCGCGCAAUCAUGGUCUCCAACCUGGCCGGAUUGUCCCUCGAGGACCCGGGCCACAUGCCCACCGAGUAUGUUGCCGGCUCCAGCGUAACAGGGUCUAAGGCGGACCGCGCCGCGUUCAGCCGACAGGACUCGCACGACCGCAUCGCCAGCAUCAGCUACAUGGGUGGCAACGCUUCGUGCCUCGAGGAAUACAUCCACUGGGCCCGCCUCCAGCGCAUCGAGGAGGAGGACGCGUGGAAGAACGGCGCCCGUGGGACCAACAGCGGCCUCGACGCCAUCCGCUCCCUCAUUGGCCUAGUCGGUGACCGCCGCCACCGCAACAAAGCCGGCGCCAGCGGCAAGGCCGGUAGCACCGAUGGCAGCGACUCGCCCUCUUCACACGAAAAGGAGAAGGACGCAGAAAAUGGCGCUGAGGGCGUCUCGUCCGGGGGCUACAACACAGACCAGCUUGAUGGCAUCCCCGAGCCUGAGGCAGGCAAGCUCGACGCUCGCCGCGCCCUGCGUAUCGCAGGCGCAAGCAGCGUCUUUUUCCUCAUCACCACCGACAUCCUCGGCCCGAAUGCCGCUCCUUACGCCAUGUCUGCGACUGGAUUCGCCACUGGCAACAUCCUCUACUUUGUCAUGGGCGUUAUGGCUUCAUAUGCAGGUCUUCUGCUCCUACAGGUGUUCUGCGCGCUGGACAGCAUCCGCUUCCCGAUCAAGACUUACGGUGACCUGGCCGAGCGUCUGAUCGGCAAGUGGUGCCGCCACCUUUUCACGUUCUUGCAAAGCAUCCAGCUUAUCAUCAACGUCGGCCUCCUCUGCCUCACCAACGGUCAGUCACUCAGCCAGCUCGUUCAAGCCGGAGGGCACAACCUGUGCUUCACGGUUGCCGUGCUGAUCUGGGCGCUGAUCGGCAUCGUCUUUGCGCAGAUCCGCACUCUGCGCGGCCUCUCGCUCUUUGCCAACCUGGCAGUCUUUAUGAACUUGGCCAUCGUCUUUGUUAGCAUGGGCGUCGUCAAGCAGCACGGCCUCAACUACACGGCGAUCGCCAACAAUUUGAACCUCAAACCGCCGUUCGCACCAGUCGUCACCGCGGCGUUCGCCAGUGCCCCGCUCCCGGACAAGAUCAAUGGCAUCAUGAACAUGGUCUUUGCAUACGGUGGCGCGAUGAUUUUCCCCGAGAUCAUGGCCGAGAUGCGCCGCCCGAUGGACUUUUGGAAGGGCCUGAUCUGCGCCGAGCUCUUGAUCUUCAUUGCCUACGUCCUCUACGGCAACUUCUUCUACGCCUACUCGGGCCAAUAUACGCUCGGUGUCGCCUUCCAGGGCAUGGCCUCCGGCCCAUGGCUGAUGGCGUGUAACGUGCUCAACAUCAUCACCGGCGUCAUCGCCGCUGCCAUCUAUGGAAACAUCGGCAUUAAGGUAGCCUACAUUAACGUUAUUGAGGGCAUCUUCCGCGGCCCUCCCCUUCUGUCACGCAAAGGUCAGUUCAUCUGGGGCGUCUUUGCCACACUGUACUGGGUCUUGGCGUACGUGAUCGGUAGCGCGAUCCCGCAAGUGAACACGAUCUCCGGCCUAAUUGCCGCGAUCGCGAUCAUGAACUUCUCCUACUCGUUCCCGUUCAUGCUCGCGCUCGCCUGGCAGAUCCACCGUGACUCAAUUGUCGCCAAGUACGUCCCCGGCCAGCCGCCAGCACCGCGCGACUGGCGUCGCGGCUUCUUUGGCGGCGAGCUCCACUUUAAGGGGCGCACCAUCCCCGCCAUCUGGCUCAAGCUCUGGCUCCUCGUCAUCACGAUUGGCAGCUACACCAUGAGCGUUCUCGGCAUGUACGGCUCCGGAACGGCCGUCUACAACACCUUUCAGAAUGGAGGAGCAGCCGCUACAUCGUUCGGCUGCCCAGCGACCGUCUAGACGUCAUGCACGCACGCACGCAUCCAUUUAUGCACCCAAAGAGGCGCGCUUGUCCCAAAACUCGCUCCUCACCCCUGCCCGGAAGCAGUAAUCACGCUUCCAUUUUAUUUCAUGCUUGCACGCCAUAUUCAAUUCUCGUCAUGGGUUUCCCUAUUGACUGACAUUGUACGUAAUGGGUCCUGAUAAAACGCACUUGU